CGCGGUUUUCCAUUUGAUAAGCUCUCAUGCAGAGUGUCGCAUUACUGUCUGGAUUUAAUAUCGAAAGAACUAAGGCGUAUGCGAGAAUUGAGUACCGAUGUCUACGAUCGCAGUGGUUGUGUGGUUAGAUCAACACAUCAGAUCCCCUGUGCAUGUGAGCUGCGAGCGGUGGUCGAUUCAGGUAACCCGAUCAGCCUUGACAGUAUACACCCGUUUUGGACGAAACUUGUUAUUCUCGGCGAUGGGCUGGACACAUCUGCGCAACCCGAUUUUGCUGGUUUUCAGACUGAGGAACAUCAGUAUUUUCACGAGGUCGCCGAGGAGGUCAUGACUAAGGAUCCUUCAGUGUUGCGUGAUAUUUCUCGUAUUGUUCGAGAGCGACUUCACCCCGAAGACUUAGGCUACAUGGAACCAGAAGUGAAAACAAAUGUCAGAGGUCGACCAAAGGGGAGCAAAUCAACAAAGCGGGAUCCGAGUCGUCAUGAGUACAAGGACCGUGUACGUGGUCGUCCUAAAUCUUCCAAAGGUCAGAAAAAUCGUACAUCCGCGUCAGCUGGUUUGCAAAAUGCGGAGGUUAUUCCAGGAUUCCUUUUACCAUUCGUUGACGAGCUUGUGGACGUGCGUGGAGACGGCAACUGUGGAUUUCGCGUGGUGGCAGACCACAUAUAUGGUGACGAGGAGAUGUGGGGAAUGACUAGAAUGAACAUUGCAAACGAAAUCUCCGCCCACCCUUAUCGAUACGAGGGUAUUUGCAUUGAUGGGUUGCAAGCGGCCAUUACACGUAUUAGUUGGGAAGGGGGAGAGUGUGGCCCUCGCAACUGGAUGCAGGUAUUGGAUGACUUGUUCCCUAUUGCCACUAUCUUCAAUGCAGCUGUUAUUUACAUACAAGGCGGGACGCUACAACAGACGCGGUUCUCUUCGUUUACUGUUCUGCCUUUGCAUUCCUCUGAGGUUCACUCACGACCAUCGAAGGAGAUAGUGAUAUUGUAUAUUAGUGGACGCGCUCACUUUGUUAGGUUGAAUUUACAGGAUAAUUUUCCUGUCCCACCAAUUCCCACCCUGUGGUUCCAGCACAGGGACCAUACUGUUCAGUCUUGGCAUACUUUAUAUGCUAAUAGGAGAGAGCAAUGAGAUAGUUUGAUAGGUAUGGCAGAUUGAGUUGAUUGUAAAAUGUUUAUUCGGUAAUUAU
Mercurialis annua (annual mercury) is the source of this 1189-nucleotide messenger RNA. RefSeq lists its product as uncharacterized. NCBI's taxonomy places the organism in Eukaryota, Viridiplantae, Streptophyta, Magnoliopsida, Malpighiales, Euphorbiaceae. The transcript is spliced from 4 exons. Bases 79 to 1131 code for a protein of 350 amino acids. The record is from RefSeq and is a predicted model, not a curated record.